UCUAGUAAUUUCAACAAAACGUCUGGUAAAAAAUCUAGUAGUUUGCAGUUCCAACGAGUAAAAAUAGAAAUCCUAGUUGAUUAUUUGCAUUGCAUGUUUACAAUUUGCAAACUACAAAGGGAGGCACGUGGCGUGGUCUCUGGUCUCCUCCGAUUUCCGAACGACCGAACACGUGAUAAGCAAGUGCGUCCGUGUCCUUGGAGUGGAAAUCGCUUGCGCAGUUGCGCUUCAUUUACAUUAGUUACGUAAUUACGUUACAUUGCAUCGCAGACCUGCCACCUGCGACGAUAGUGGUUUCCUCGUCGCUUCCGGUCCAGUUCUAAUUUAUGGUACACAAAUAUUGAAUUAAAAAUGCCGAAACCACAAUACGAACAAAAGUUUAGACAUGCUUGGCUCAAGGAUCCCAUUCUAAAAGAUUGGUUAGUGGCAGUUGAGAGUACAGCAGGAACUACAGGAAAAUGCAGAGUUUGCAACAUCGUUGUAACCAGCCGAUAUGCCGAUCUCAAGAAUCAUGGUGCUUCUAUGAGACACAAAAAGAAUGCAAAACUUAUAUUGGGACCACACCCUCAACCUCAAUUGAAGUUUCCAGGGGAAUCGGAAAUGUUUGCAGCAAAACAGGCGGAACUAAAACUAAGCUUGUUUGUAGCUCAGCACACAUCAGUGCGUGUGGUUGAUCAUCUCGUCAACACAUGCAAAAAGACGUUCGAAGGACAAUCUUCCACACAUAUUAAAAUGCAUCGUACCAAGUGCUCAGGUAUUAUACAAAAUAUAAUAGCGCCACAUUUCUUCAAUGAUUUAAAAAAUGAUAUUGGUGAUUCCAAAUUUAGUCUUUUGCUGGACGAAUCCACCGACAUAACGGUGAGGAAAUAUUUAGGAAUGAUAAUACUUUACUUUAGUGAGCGAGAAAAUAAGCUUGUAACGACUUAUCUUGAUCUUGCCGUUCUCGAUAACUGUGAUGCUGAUGGCCUUUUACACACCAUCAAAACAACAUUAAAUAAAUAUUCCCUCAACCUGCAGAACUUAAUUGGCAUUGGUACAGAUAAUACGAGUGUUAUGACAGGUGCCAACAACGGUUUGUAUGUGAAGUUAAAAGAAGAGGUGCCUGAAUUACUUCUAAUUCGAUGUGUAUGUCACUCGUUGCAAUUAGCAGUCACGCAUGCCUCAAAGGAAACGUUGCCAAGAAACAUUGAAUUUAUCAUUCAGGAAACUUAUAAGUGGUUUUCAAAAUCGUCCUCCAGGCAAUGCGCCUAUAAUGACAUAUACAGCACUAUGAAUGAAGGGCAUAAUCCUUUGAAAAUAGUGCGAGCUUGUCAAACACGAUGGUUAUCCAUUGAAUCGGCUGUAUCUCGAAUUAUAAACCAGUGGGAUGCAUUAAAACUACAUUUUCAGCUGUCUUGA
Messenger RNA from Photinus pyralis (common eastern firefly), 1398 nucleotides. Its product is annotated as zinc finger protein 862-like. The coding region runs from base 352 to 1398 and encodes 348 amino acids. The transcript is spliced from 2 exons. The record is from RefSeq and is a predicted model, not a curated record. Lineage: Eukaryota; Metazoa; Arthropoda; Insecta; Coleoptera; Lampyridae.